Postia placenta MAD-698-R-SB12 is the source of this 1020-nucleotide messenger RNA. RefSeq lists its product as hypothetical. The coding region runs from base 172 to 765 and encodes 197 amino acids. Lineage: Eukaryota; Fungi; Basidiomycota; Agaricomycetes; Polyporales; Adustoporiaceae. Gene Ontology annotation, biological process: cortical cytoskeleton organization; actin filament organization; establishment or maintenance of cell polarity. The record is from RefSeq and is a predicted model, not a curated record. Gene Ontology annotation, cellular component: cell projection; cytoplasmic vesicle; cell cortex. Gene Ontology annotation, molecular function: GTP binding; protein kinase binding; GTPase activity. The transcript has 10 exons.
CAUCAACCGUUCUCCUGCUCGUCUGUGUUUCUCUUCCUUGCUCCUUUCGUCUUGAAGUUGAUACCACGCAAUUCCUUUGGUUCCCCAGUCCUCUUCAAGUGCAUUGUCGAGGCAAACGCUCCGACCUCUCUCUUACCUUUAACGACCUAGACAUCUUGGCGAGUACACAGAAUGCAGGCCAUUAAAUGUGUUGUUGUAGGAGAUGGUGCUGUCGGAAAGGCAAGUACAUGUCUUCUCAUCUCGUACACGACAAACGCAUUCCCGGGAGAAUACAUUCCUACAGUAUUCGAUAACUAUUCGGCCAACGUCAUGGUCGACGGUAAGACCAUCUCCCUCGGUCUAUGGGAUACGGCCGGUCAGGAGGAUUACGACCGUCUCCGACCACUGUCAUACCCUCAAACGGACGUUUUCCUCAUCUGCUUCUCGCUCGUCAGCCCACCGAGUUACGAGAACGUUCGAACCAAGUGGUAUCCCGAAAUUACGCAUCAUGCGCCGUCGACCUCGAUCGUGCUGGUCGGUACCAAGCUUGAUCUUCGGGAGGAUCCGGGCACAAUCGAGAAGUUGAGAGACCGUCGCAUGCAACCCAUCCAAUACUCGCAAGGAGUAGCCAUGGCGAAAGACGUUGGGGCAGUGAAAUACCUGGAAUGUUCGGCGCUGACACAGAAGGGUUUGAAGACUGUCUUCGACGAAGCUAUUCGGGCCGUCCUCAACCCCCCGCCACAGCCCAAGAACAAGACCAAGAGCAAGGGUUGCAUCAUCGCUUGAUGUGCUCGCGCUGCCCUCCGACCCAGCGGUAUGUAGGACUCCUAGGACUGCGCUGCAUCCGCCACUUCGCCAUCCGCGCUUCGUUCACAUGAGUUACGAGGUACCACGACAGUCGGAUUGCCAUUAUGUCUUGCAUGAGUAGUUUUCCGGGGCCUCCUCGUUACCACGAUAUCCCUUUGUUGGUCCUAGUCAUUUCCUCUACCCAGUGUUUUUCAUAGUUUCCCUUGGAGAUAUUAGUACGCUCUGUUCAUCAGU